Messenger RNA from Debaryomyces tyrocola, 474 nucleotides. The record is from the annotation of a GenBank genome assembly. Lineage: Eukaryota; Fungi; Ascomycota; Pichiomycetes; Serinales; Debaryomycetaceae.
AUGCUUCUUUUAUUGACAGCUCCACCUUUAUAUACUGCCACCUUGUAUAUCUCCUUAGGACUAUUAAUGGGACAUUUGGAAUUCCAAAUUUCUUCCUUCAUGCCAACGAAAUUUCUAAUCAUGAUAUUUGUUACAGGAGAUGCAAUAUCUUUUCUAGUUCAGCUUACUGGAGGAGUUCUUCUGGCAUCUGGAACAUUCCACACAGGCCAAACUAUACUUGUUAGUCGCUUGGUUGUACAAAUAGUUUUCCUCACCUUGUUUAUAACUAUUGAAUUAACUUUUUACUACAGAGUUGUCAAAUAUCCAGAUGAGCACAUCAUGAUUAUAAGAAAUGUACCUUCGCAGUAUAAUAAUUGGAAUUCAAUUCUGAUAGCACUUUUGAUAUGCUCUACACUAUUACUUUUCAGGUGUAUUUUCAGAUUAAUCGAGGGCGUUCAAGGUACUCAUGGAUAUUUAUUUUCUCAUGAAAUAUAG